This is a messenger RNA of Theileria equi strain WA, 2487 nucleotides long. RefSeq lists its product as hypothetical. Bases 1 to 2487 code for a protein of 828 amino acids. The record is from RefSeq and is a predicted model, not a curated record. Lineage: Eukaryota; Apicomplexa; Aconoidasida; Piroplasmida; Theileriidae. The transcript has a single exon.
AUGAAGGUAUUUGGAAUGGUAGGACUCUACGUACUUUGCACCUGGAACGUGCUUCAAGUAGCAGGUUCUGAUGACCAUGAUUCAAUCUCAGAAAGCAUCUUCCACUACGACGAAUAUGAUUUAUACCCGCACCAACACGUGACUCUCUGGUGUCUACAUAACAUUUAUGGAUAUGAUACAAUUCCAGUUCCACUGGACAAGGGAGGGUACUAUGUGAAAAACAGCCUUUUAGAGUCAGAUGAAAAGAACCUCAAACAGGAGAGAGAAGUAAAGAGCAUCAAGGAUGCAGUCCCAGAGAUUCAAGUAACUCAAUUUGAUGAAGUGAAUUACAAUCUCCACUACACUAGUCCGAUAAAAGGGAGUGAGAUAGUGAGACUACACUUUGAUUGUAUUGCUAUAACUGAGGAUAGGGGACCCAUAGUCUUCUCCAAGAUCCAGGUGAAUGUGAUGCCUAGACUGGAACAUAUUAUUGGUAAAACGGAGCACCUCGUCCUUGACGCUCUGCACCUACCAGAGGAUAAAGUUGUAUCAUACUAUAGACCUGCCAGACCAGGAAUUGAGACAAUCACAGAGUGUAAGAACUCCGAUCUUAUUCUUAACGAUGGACAAAGUAUCUUGAAUGAAGAACCAAAAGCUAAGACUUACAUUAAUCCCCUUACUAAAGUGGAAUAUCAGGACAUCACUGACCAUGUAUCUAAGCAUCGAGUUACGAACAGAAUGCACAAGAUCGAUUUGAAAAAUGAAAAUGUAGUAAAUGAGAAUUUAGAUGUAAAAAUACACUGUAGAAACAAUCCAAAUUGUAACUUGAGGUACAGUUCACCUCUUUCAUCAGACACCCCUGGACUUAACAUAAACCAGGAAUUUGGCAAAAAGACAAACCGCCUUGGAGAAUCUGUGGAUCUAGUCCAAAUUGACACUAGGACCAAUUCAAGAGUACUGGUAGACGUACCAACAAACAAGAAUAUCAUAUACCCAAACGACUGCCUCAAUGAGGUUUACCUGGGAAACAAAGUUGUGAAGAUUAGCGAUAUUGUAAAGGACACACGACUGGUAAGGAUGACCAGCUCAGUGAAAAUUUUAGACCUAUCAACAUCGUCGUCAUACAAAACAGUUACAGUCUCGUGCUAUACCAAGGUUCCUCAGGAUGACGGUCAUAAAACUACCUGGAUGGAUAUUACAGUCUCUCCCCUAUGCAACUUUUAUGACCCCGAGUCUCUGGAUUCCGACAAGAAGACAUGCACUCUCUUUUCUUCGGGCACUGUACAGUCGUUGGUGGCUAGACCACUUGAGCAUUUUGGAUAUGAUAAGACUUUAGAAUUUGACGAAAAAUUCUUUGAGAGGGUUGAUGACCCCAAUGGGAGUUGCAAGGACUGCUACUACAAGCCUAUUGAUACUGAGGACGGGGACAUGUCAGUCUCUGUAAGUAUAGCUGAAGAAAAACAGGAAUUCACUAUAAAAGACGGCGCCAUAAACUUUAACCCAGUUUACAUGCUGAGGAAUGAAGAUGCCAAAAGGGGUGAGGGGAUACUGGACCCAUCUCAGAUGAUAAGGAUGUACCUUCACAACAAGGAAACUGAGAUUGACAAGGACGGUACGGUUAUUGUGAAAGACAAGGUCGACGACAGUGGAGAGUCUAUAUUUUACAUGGUACAAGCCGAUGGCAGAAAUAGUAUCAAGAUUUCGUGCAAGGAAUUUUUUCAAUACUAUAGACCACAUCUACCGACCCUGUUCCCAAAUGGGAAGAAUACUGUCUACAAGAAUGUGAGUGACGGAUUUAUGGAUCCCAGGACCAUUGAGACUGUGCAAUUUGGAGAGGAGUUUGCGGCUAGGGGAAUCAGUAUACUCAAGAAACCAGAGACUGAUGUGGACCUAGAGAUAAUAUUUGAUGAAGAUAAGAUGAUACAGAGUGACCAUGUUAAACCGCUCUACUUUAUCUGCGGUCGUGAUGUGACAAGUGAAGAAUGGGAGAAGAGCAGAAACGCAUACGCAGUCAUAGCAGUAGACCCGGGGUAUAGACCUCAGAGGCUGAGUGGUUGUAGCGUAAAGAAGGGAGUAUUUGUAGAUGAAGAUGGUAGGGAUUCCGGAAGAGAAUGUAGUUACACUAUUGACGAUACAAACAGUGUAGGAUUCCACUGUCCAAGCUACGUCCCAGAGCACUUCUUGGAGGGAGACCAGAGAAUGUAUAAAGCAGAGGGUGACAAGGCAGCCGAGAACCCAUACCAACUCUUGAUUAGAUGCUAUGACAGGUCCAUUACUUCCCAGAGAACCUUCAAACCAAAGACAGAUCUGGAACUCUUUCCAAAGCCAACGUUUGCCGGAGAGCUGAGAUCCCUGUGGAUCUUUAACAAGGACACCUUUGCAGAAAAGGACGUCAAAGAGAUAGUUUGCACUUGUUACGACAAGAAUGGAAAGGGUCUUUCUUCCAUCCACAUAAAGAAUGAGAGCAGUUCAGCAGAAAAGGAAACCCAGAUUCCAUCAACUCUCUAA